Molecule: messenger RNA, 975 nt
Organism: Exophiala bonariae
Lineage: Eukaryota; Fungi; Ascomycota; Eurotiomycetes; Chaetothyriales; Herpotrichiellaceae
Exons: 3
Coding region: 1-975 (324 amino acids)
Source: RefSeq, a predicted model, not a curated record
AUGUCAAAACAGACCGUCUUCCUGGUUGGUGCGACUGGAGAGACAGGAGAGAGUAUUCUACGGGCUCUGCUGGACGAUGGCUCAUUUGAAGUGACAUGUUUCAUCCGCACAGCCUCGGCACACAAGCCAUCUGUUCAGCGGCUCAAAGACAAGGGAUUGAAAGUCGUGUUCGGAGAACUAUCAGACUCGACCGAGAAUCUCGCGAACCUGCUCGUUGGCAUCGACACUGUGAUCCUCUCCAUCUUCGCUUUCGACGUCGGCGUUGAGGCAUCCCUCAUCCAAGCCGCGAGCAUGGCACGAGUCAAGCGUUUCGUCCCUUGUGGCUUUGGAACACCGUGCCCGCGUGGAGGAGUCAUGGCUCUGCGUGAUCUCAAGGAGGUAGUUCAUGAUCAGAUCUUCACUCUGCAUCUCGGCUACACCAUCAUCGACGUCGGAUAUUGGUAUGAGAUUAGCUCUCCUCGAGUACCGAGCGGCAAAUUCGACUAUGCAAUCAUGGUUCCUCGAAACAAGGUUAUCGAGGGUGGCACGGCGCCGAAUAUGCUCAUUGCGAAGAAGGACGUCGGGGCCAUCACUGCCCGGAUCAUCAAGGACGACCGCACCUUGAAUAAGAGGGUAUAUGUCUGUGGUGAUAUUCUCACUCAGAAUGAGAUCAACUCUAUUGUUGAGGAGAAAACCGGCGAGAAAUUGGAGCUGACCAAUGAGACAACAGCAGACGUCCGCAAAGACCUCGACCAGAUGAACCGUGCAGUCCAAGACGACCCAAGCAACUUGGCCCACAAGUACAGGUUAUCAAAUGCUCAGUACAAUUUGUCCAAGUACGUCAGGAUCGACAACACCCCGGAGAUUGCAGAAUACCUAGGUUAUAUAGAUGGGCGAAAGUUGUUCCCAGAUUAUGUGUUCCAGAAGUUCUCGGACUUUGUCAACGAUCUUGCGGCUGGAAGGGUGCAGAGACCAUAUCCACAUGUGUCGCUUUAG